Messenger RNA from Monoraphidium neglectum, 621 nucleotides. RefSeq lists its product as hypothetical. The annotation marks the transcript as partial. The transcript has 4 exons. NCBI's taxonomy places the organism in Eukaryota, Viridiplantae, Chlorophyta, Chlorophyceae, Sphaeropleales, Selenastraceae. Gene Ontology annotation, molecular function: protein binding. The record is from RefSeq and is a predicted model, not a curated record.
AUGCUCUCUCGGCCGCCGGCCGCGGAGCCGCCGCCGCCGCCGCAGGAGGGCGAGGAGGGGUCGACGGGUUCGAACCUGCCGCCCUUCUCCUCGCGCCGCCGCGCCGCGGCGGCGGCGGCGAAGGAGGCGGCGGCGGCCGCGGCGGCGGCGGCGGAGCGGGCGGCGCGCGAGGCGGUGGAAGGCGGGGCGCCGCGGGGGGCGGAGCAGGCGGACGCGGCGGGGGCGCUGGCGGCGCUGGCGGAGCGGCUCAGGGCGGCCCUGCCGUCGGUUGGCACCCCCCCGGCGGCUGACGGCCGCGGCGUGACCCUGGGGGAGUCCUACGUGGACAGCCCCACGCUGUCUGACGUCACCUUCACGGUGGAGGGCCGCCCCUUCCGCGCGCACCGCACAGCCCUGCUGGCGUCAAGCGACGCGUUCAGGGCCAUGUUUGAGGGGGGCUACCGCGAGGCCGGGGCCGGUGCCAUAGAGAUCCCCAACAUCAGCUGGGCCGCGUUUGACGCCAUGAUGAGAUACGUCUACACGGGGCAGGCCGUGGUGCCGUCUGGCCUGGAGGCCGAGCUGCUGGCGGCCAGCGACCAGUACCUGCUGGACGGACUCAAGACAGCCUGCCAGGACGCCAUA